Macroventuria anomochaeta is the source of this 1221-nucleotide messenger RNA. RefSeq lists its product as uncharacterized. The coding region runs from base 1 to 1221 and encodes 406 amino acids. Lineage: Eukaryota; Fungi; Ascomycota; Dothideomycetes; Pleosporales; Didymellaceae. The transcript has a single exon. The record is from RefSeq and is a predicted model, not a curated record.
AUGAGGACUUUUGCCAUCAUCUCGAGCUCUCUGCUCGCCAUCGCCGUCUCUGGCGCUCCCGUCGACCUUCCUAAACUUCCAGUCGGACUCGCCAGCCUGAGUCCGCCCUCGCUGCCCACCAACGACGUCGAGUUCCCUGUCAAGAACCUGCCUGUCAGGCGCGCAGAUUUCCCUGUCGUCGACGACGCUGUCAAGGAUGUCAAGUUUCCCGCUCUCCCUACCCUGUCUAAGCUCCCCACCGGCGAUCUCAAGGUCCCUGUCAAGCGCGCCGACCUCCCAGUCGUCGACGGUCUCCUCAAGGACGUGAAGGUCCCCGCUCGUCCCAAGCUUCCUGUUGGCAAUGUAGAGUUGCCCAUCAAGCGUGCUGAGCUCCCAGUCGUCAACGGUGCCGCCGAAAGCGUCAAGACUCCCAACCUCGCCACACUCCAUACUCUCCCCAAGCUCCCUGUCGACAACGUCAACCUCCCUGUCAGGCGCGCAGACGCGCCUAUUGUCGGCGAUGUCCUCAAGGACGUCACUCUCAUCGACGGUGUCGACCCCAAGGUCCACCUUCCUCUCCCCAUCAACACUGGCCUCAACAAGAAGGCUGUCAACUACGCUGUCAACGCCCCUGUCGGCGUUCCUGUUGAUGAUGUAGUUGAGAUUCCCGCCGUCAACAUUCCCACCGUCGCCGUCCCCAACAUCGACAUGCCCGACAUGAAUGUCCACCAGCCUAAUCUUGGCGUACGCACUGUUGCUGUCCCCGCUGCCCCUGCUGUUGGUGUUCCUUCCGUCAAGGGCCUCCCUAAGGUCGAUCUAACGUCCCGUGACAUCAAGCAGAGCCUCCCCGUCGUUGGAGCCGCUGACGUUCCUCUCGACGCUGGCAAAAUCCAGGUUGGCACUGCUGAUGAGUACGUUGACAAGGUAGUCAAGGGCACCAAGGUUGAGAGCCUGCCGAAGGUUGCCCGCGAGAUCAACCAGAGCCUCCCCGUUAUCGGCGGUGCCGACGUCCCUCUCGAUGCUGGAAAGAAUCAGGUCGGCACCACUUUCAAGGACGUCCCUGUUGAGGAGGUCGUCAAGGGUACUACCGUCAAGGAUCUGCUCAACGUUGGCCCCCGUCAGGUUAAGCAGAGCCCUCCUGUUGUUGGUGGUGUCGAUGUUCCUCUUGACGCUAGCAAGAUCCAGAUCGGCACGGUUGAUAAGUAUGUUGGGGGUGUUAAGGGUACCACCACUGGACUCUAA